CCGCUUCAACAGAUGCGACACGUGGGGAUCUAACCUCAAAGUUUGAAUUUACUGACGUACGCAACGAGUGUUGUACUUUCCAGAACAUUAUCCAACAACGACGCUCGUUAGGCAAGGAUAUUAUUUCUCAGGAGUGCAGAACUAUCGCAGACUGCAGAAAGAUGCAGCGGACCGCCUUUUUAACGUGUCUGCUCACCGUGUCCCUCAUGAAUCAAGUGUGUGGUUUGGAAACGGUCACUGGCAAGUACGGAGACACUGUUGAAAUCCCAUGCAACAGUGGACUUGUCUCAGACGUAGGAGUCACGUUUGUUAAGUGGAAAUCUGACAAAGAUGGCAGCAUUCUGGUAAAACACACGGGUCAGAAUGCCUCCUCUCCCACUGAUGGUAACUACAAGAACAGAGUCAGUAUUAAAAAAGAUUUUGGUCUCAUCAUCACACAAGUGUCCCUGGCGGAUCAGAAAACCUUCACCUGCAUGGUUGUGGCAGCAGAUGACAUUUUGGAGUAUCCUGUCCAACUGGUCAUUUACAAGACUCCAUUGCAGCCUCAGAUUGCAAACCUAACCACUGCGAUGGAAAUCGGAAAGCUGACUACAUUGGCACAGUGUCAUACUGAAGGUGCCAAUCCAGCUGCCAACAUCACGUGGUUCAAGAACAAAACUCCGCUUAUUGCUGAUGGAACAGCCAUUAAAAUCACCAAUGAUGUGGCUGUUGAUAAAGCGACAGGACUGUCUGCCACUACAUCUAAGCUGGAGUACACUGCAGUGAAGGAUGACAUUAAUUCCAAGUUUACCUGUCAGGUUCAGCACAUUAAGUCUGCUAACAUGGAUUCCUCACCGCUCGUCUUCACCGUGAACUACCCUUCGGAGACGAUCAGUUUCCAUGUGCUGCCCGAUGGUCCUGUUAAAGAAGGAGACAAUGUGACCCUCAAAUGCACGGCAGACGGAAACCCCCCACCCUCUCGCUACAACUUCUACAUCAAGGGAGAGAAGAAGACAGUGGAGAAAUCGAACAUCUUUAUCUUGAGUAAUGUAACUAGGCAAAACACCGGAGAAUACAAAUGUUCAUUGGUGGAUAAUGAGAUAUUGACGGCGUCUAAAAAUAUCACCGUUGAAUAUCUUGAUGUGAUUCUUAGCACCACUGGUGAGGUUUUCAAGAAACUUGGCGAUAGCUUUGAAACAACUCUCGAUAUUAAAGCUUCAGGAAAAACAGAAACCUUUUGUAAGAAGGGUGGUGAAAAGAUGGUUGGCCCUCCUAAAUUUGCCAGCUUAAAGUACACAGACUCUGGUGUGUAUGAGUGUGUUGUUACAAUGCUUGGCCUCAAGAAGACACAGACAUUUGACUUGAAUGUUCAUGGGCAACCACUGAUCAAGAGCCUGACCAAGAAGCGUGGUGAUGGUACAAACAAGAUCCUGAGCUGUGAAGCUGAAGGAUCACCAAAGCCAACGGUGCAGUGGAUUACCAAUGGCACAGAUGUGAAAUUUCAAGAGAGCGAACAUGUGAAUGGAAAGAUCACAUACUAUAUCACUGUCAGUCCAAAGGCCAAUGUCACUGUGUCCUGCACAAUCUCCAAUGAUUUGGGUUCUGACACGAGGAGCAUCGAUGUGUCGUCGCUUGUUGAGGACGUGACAAUGGACAAACAAGAUCAGUCAGAGGACUACAGUGACCAGACGGCGCUGGCUGUUGGCAUUGUUGUUGGCUUGAUGCUGGCAGCACUUUUGAUAGGACUGGCCUACUGGCUGUAUAUGAAGAAAUUCAGGCAAGGAUCCUGGAAAACCGGAGAGAAGGAAGACGGGUCAGCAGAGGAGAGCAAGAAGCUGGAGGAGAAUCAGAGCCAAAAAGCUGAAGUGUAAUGACAAAGACAUUCAGGGAUUAAUUUGAUUAAAAUCCCAUUUUCCCUGAGAGAUGGAAGGAAAAACAUUGGUGGAGUCUGUGAAAAAUGGAGUCAGAAGCUGUAAUGGAGGACUUGAGUAGCUGUGUCAGUUACAUCACCACCAUUGUCUGUAACGUGUCUGUGCCUCCACAUGUCGGGGCAUUUAAUUGAAUUGAAUUCAUAAUGCGUGUUGUAAAAUAUGUGAAUCUUUUACAUUUGAAGAUCCAGCUUGUUCGGAAACCCGUGUCUGUUAAGUGUUCCUGGGUUUCACAUUUGAUCGUUGUUUUUAUUUGAUUUUAUUUCUUUUGUCCUAGGUAUUUAGUUAAUGCAAAUUAGUUUUUUGCAGUUUCAUAUGGUAGAAACACUGUGGCCUUUAGUGUCUGUAACGGAUUUUUUCCUUUAGAAUUACACAUAGUAAUCUGUGGCAUGAAUACGAAGCAUGUUUUUUUUUCUUUUUCCACAUUUAUACUGAGCACUUGGCUAGUUUUCAGGUUUUAAGUCAGUGAGCAAAAAUAUAUCCCAAUAUUAUACUUGUUGGGACCCCGAUGACCAUUAUUUACCAAUAUUUAGACAUUGUAUGCAUUUGAAUGAAGAUUUUGCCCUACAAUUUGAAGACAUCAUGAAAGCCAUGCCUUUUGCUUGGAAGCAAACAGAAGAAUCACAAGAAUCCCAGUUAAAUUCUUCUUUUCUUUUUUCUUGGUUUUGGAAAAUGAAAAGUCUGUUCUCGAUAAUGUAUAUGUACAUUAACACACUUCAUCAUCAUCGCAGAUCAUCAUAAGGUUGUUAAUCUUUAUUGUUUCGUUUUGCUGCAGAAUGUGUGUGUGCUCUGGUUUAAGCAUUACUUGUAAAUAUGGCAACCUUUUUUUUAUUGUUUUUGUUUUAUUUAUAUUGUUAUGGUUUAGCUAAAUACCAGUGUUUUGACAUGUACACUAGCUAGUUUUAGCCAAUUUUCCUGAAAAUAUACCUCCGUUGCUGUUGAAUGGUAUGGUGAAAUUGAUGGUAUUUACUUGCAAGCUUUAAAAUUGUGAAAUGUAAUCUUGCAGCUUUCCAACUUUAUUGCAGUGUUGCUGCGUUUCUCCUUGAGCGUCAGCUCAGCGCAUUUAAUCCACCAUCAAAACCAAAGAGGUUGAAUGUGGCCAUGCAAGUAUUGUACAUACUGACCGUUGUUUUGUACUCUUAGUUCGAAUAAAGUGUACAUUUUUAGGAAAGCGUU
Messenger RNA from Danio rerio (zebrafish), 3083 nucleotides. RefSeq names its product activated leukocyte cell adhesion molecule b (gene alcamb). Gene Ontology annotation, cellular component: dendrite; axon; plasma membrane. NCBI's taxonomy places the organism in Eukaryota, Metazoa, Chordata, Actinopteri, Cypriniformes, Danionidae. The record is from RefSeq and is marked validated.